AUGAGCCGCCCGUUCUCUGCUCUCAUUCCGAUCUCUAUUCUCAUUCACCUGACCUUGUCAUUUCUUCAACCUCAACCAACUUGCAAUGGAUGUCCGACAUGUCAGAAUGCAAACGGAUGUCCUGCAGGAGGCGGUGCGACAAGUGAAACUACAACUGAGGCUCCUGAAGAGUCGACAACUCUAGGAUAUUAUGAGCAGUAUUGGCAAGGAAAUGGCUGGAAAACUGACGAUGCUGGAAAUGUUUAUGUUGGGGAUGAUAAUGCUAAACUAUUGUUAAUUCAACAAGGAACGUACUGUCCAGUUUCUAUUUGUAAAGGAUGGUUCGGAAUUUGGUAA
This is a messenger RNA of Caenorhabditis remanei, 336 nucleotides long. RefSeq lists its product as uncharacterized. The coding region runs from base 1 to 336 and encodes 111 amino acids. The transcript has 2 exons. Lineage: Eukaryota; Metazoa; Nematoda; Chromadorea; Rhabditida; Rhabditidae. The record is from RefSeq and is a predicted model, not a curated record.